AGUUCACACACAAAGCCACGCCUGCGCGGUGUGCCUCUCAUUACAAGCGAAGUUGCUGCAUCUUUUUAGGAAGCUACAUGCUUUCUUUCGACACCCAAAGGUCGCAUGGUGUCAGGGACGCGCCUAGUCACGGGAACAGUCCGGAGCGCGUUCAUGAGGUGCAAGAUCGCGCUUUAACAGUGAAGAGUAUCAAACAGCGUGCGGGGAUCCAACCUAAUGCUGCUGUACAUUGGGUCACAACGACCAGUCAAUGAUUUGCGUUCCUGUCCGGCGUUUAUUCUGCAAACCUUUUCAUUUUUGCACGGGAGGAAACUGGCAUAGCUAACUCAUCUGUAUGAUAGGGGAACAGGAGCACACAGUAUGGUCCGGGAAACCAGACAUUUAUGGGUGGGAAAUUUACCCGAAAAUGUACGAGAGGAGAAAAUCAUUGAGCACUUCAAGCGAUAUGGACGUGUGGAGAGUGUCAAGGUCCUGCCCAAGCGAGGUUCAGAAGGUGGAGUCGCCGCCUUUGUGGAUUUUGUGGACAUUAAAAGUGCUCAGAAGGCUCACAAUGCUAUCAACAAGAUGGGGGACAGAGACCUGCGCACUGAUUACAAUGAACCAGGCACAAUCCCCAGUGCUGCGAGGGGGCUGGACGAUAGCCUUUCCUUAGGUUCUCGUGGCCGGGAUGUAUCAGGGUUCACAAGGGCGGCAGGGGGGGGCGUGUAUGUGCCCCCCACGUCGCUCCACAGCAGAGAUGGACGCUAUGAACGCAGACUAGACGGGACGGCUGAAAGUCGCGACCGGGCGUAUGAUCACAGUGCCUACGGACAUCACGAGCGUCCUGGUAGCAGUUUUGAACGCCAGCGGCACUAUGAAACAGACUAUUACCGUGAUGCAAGAGACAGGACUCUAAACGCCGCAGGGAGCGGGUCUGGUACCUCCGGUGGAAGUACUUCAACGGUGACAUCAGGAGUUGUCGGAACUAUUGUGAGCACUGUUGCAGGCAACACAGGGACUAGUGGAUCAACGGGGGCCACUUCUGGUGGAAGCGGAGGAUCUACAUCGAGUGCGGUCGGCUUCUACCGAUCCCACAGCAGGAGCCCUUGCCGUUUUGAGACGCCAGAGCCUCGCUAUGAGCCUCGCACCAGGGAACCCUUUACUUUGGCCAGUGUGGUUCACAGGGACCUGUACCGGGAGGACCGAAGUCGGCGCGGGGAGCGCUCGUACCGCCACAGUCGAAGCCGGUCUCCGCACUCGACACAUUCGAGAAAUCCCUCUCCUCAGAGACUGGCCAGUCAGGCUACCCGUCCUGCACGCUCCCACAGUGGGUCAGGCUCUCACAGCCGCUCCUCCAGUUCAGACUCAGUCAGCAGUACCAGCAGCAGCACCAGUGGCAGUGAUUCUAGCAGUAGUUCCAGUGAUGACUCCCCGGCACGUUCAGUGCAGUCUGCUGCUGUUCCGGCACCCUCAGCUCUUCCUUUAUCCUCCCUCGACAAGGAUGAACCACGCAAAAGUUUUGGCAUUAAGGUCCAAAAUCUUCCUGUGCGUUCUACAGAUACAAGCCUAAAGGAUGGUUUGUUCCAUGAGUUUAAAAAACAUGGAAAGGUCACGUCAGUUCAAAUCCAUGGAGCUUCAGAGGAGCGUUAUGGGCUUGUCUUCUUCCGACAGCAAGAGGACCAGGAGAAAGCACUUGGAGCAUCAAAGGGGAAGCUUUUUUUUGGGAUGCAAAUUGAAGUCACAGCCUGGACUGGCCCUGAGACAGAAAGUGAAAACGAGUUUCGGCCCUUGGAUGAGAGGAUAGACGAGUUUCAUCCGAAAGCCACGCGGACAUUAUUUAUUGGGAACCUGGAGAAAACCACGACUUACCAUGACCUGCUUAACAUCUUUCAACGCUUUGGAGAAAUAGUGGACAUUGACAUUAAGAAGGUGAAUGGAGCCCCCCAGUAUGCUUUUCUACAAUACUGUGACAUCGCCAGUGUGUGCAAGGCCAUAAAGAAGAUGGAUGGAGAGUACCUCGGUAACAAUAGACUAAAGCUUGGUUUUGGAAAGAGUAUGCCCACAACAUGUGUGUGGUUGGAUGGACUAGCAUCAAACACAACAGAGCAGUUCCUUACUCGUCACUUCUGCCGCUAUGGACACGUUGUCAAGGUUGUAUUUGACAGAAUGAAAGGAAUGGCCCUUAUCCUGUAUAACAACAUUGAAUAUGCACAGGCCGCUGUCAAAGACACAAAGGGGUGGAAGAUAGGGGGCAGUAAAAUCAAGGUGGAUUUUGCCAAUCAGGAGAGUCAGAUGGCUUUUUAUCGUUCAAUGCAGGCAUCCGGCCAGGACAUUCGAGACUUUUAUGACAUUCUCUCUGAAAGAAGGGAUGAUCGACGAAGUCAAUACGAGUUUCAAGCUGAAAGACAAUAUUAUGAAAAUGUACGAACACCAGGAACAUUUACAGAAGAUCCACGCCGAAAAUACCCCUCCAGAAGUCGGGAGUUCUACACUGAAUGGGACCCAUAUCAGGGGGAUUACUAUGAUCCACAGUACUUUGAAGACCCCCGGGAGUAUCGGGAAUUCAGAGCCGACCCUUACGAGCAGGACAUCCGCAAAUAUAGUUAUUUGCAGCGGGAACGUGAAAGAGAGAGGGAACGCUUUGAAACAGAUCGUGGACGUGAUCAUGGGAGGAGGACUGUUGAACGCAGCCAAAGUCCAUCUCACGUUGCCCCCAGACGUCCUGCUAGCCCUACAGCAUCUCCUUCACUCUCUGAAAGGAUACCAAGUGAUUCAGACCGUCGUAUUCGUUGCCGAUCUUCUGAAAGAAGUGGUAGCUGCAGUUCGAUCUCCCCACCAAGAUUUGAAAAACUUGAAAAGGCACGAACUGAAAGGUAUAACAAAACUGACAAACCUGAGAAGGAUCGUGUCUUUGAAGUCGAAAGAGCGACUUUGGUUGAAAAGGAGAAGAGAGUUGGGCGUAAAGACCGAGGAGACAAGGACAAAAGUGAAAAACAGAGGCUCAAGAAGCUCAAAGUUGCAUCCCCUGUUAUACAAGCGUGUGAGAUGGAACCUGAACUUGAAAGAGAAGUAAGCCCUGAGUCUGUCCUACGAACUAAAAACAGUAAAAUUACAAAGGAAGGCUCGAGCAAAGGAAGGUUAGACCUCAUACCUUGUGUUGUGCAGUUAACCCGUGUUAAAGAAAAGGAGGGAAAAUUGAUAGGUCAUACAGUCCCCGAAAAGCCACUUCCAAGGGGUGGGACUGACGGUCCUAGACUGGCAUCACCUACAGCUGAACCGAAGAGUCCUCCAUUCCGGCUGGAAUCAUUGAAAAUGGAUGUCUCAAAGCAUGGAAAGGUUCCUAGAGACAAAAAUAUGCACAGCUUAGUUGAGGUCAUUGAAAAGGAUGCUAAGAUUAAAUCCAAAAAGCAUGGAAAAUCUGAAAUGGGAUUUGACAGUGGUGUUUCUGUGGACAUGGACCGUUUAGCUGCAAGGAAAAGGCGUUUUGAAGACUCUGGAAAAACUGAUCGACAGAAAAGAUCUAGUGAGGAGGAUCUCGUCAGAUCAGGACUUCAUAAACUGUGGAACAAUACAAAGGAUACUGAUUUGGAUAAGAACCUUUUGUUAAAAGGGAUGCAUAAAAAGGAGCACCACAGAGAAAAAUGCACCAGGAUGGUUUCAGUUAACAGUCCCAAAGAUGGACGAGACUUUGAAAGCAACUCCCUAGGCCUUUCUUUGGAGCGGCAGACACGGCCAGAGGAUCUGCCUGAAGAUUCCACUGAACAGUUAGACUCUCCAUACCUUAAAAUGGAUUUAGAAAAAAGUGAGAAGAGCCCCAGUCACAUGAAGGUGUCAGAUCACAGCAGCCUUGAUUUGGAAGAAUUCAAAGAACAGCAGAAACAGGUUCCAUCUGAAAACGAGCAAGGGAAAGGGAAGUGCAUCGACUCAGAUGAUGGAGAUGAACACUUUGUGCACAUUGACCCCAAUAAUAUUUGCACCAAACAAAUUGAACAGUGUCAAUGGCUGCACACUAAGAUUGGUGAUCCUGAUAAGGUAAUCAGGUAUGAAAAUCCCCCAAGUAAUGAGACUCGUGAUUUUGACAAGGAUUAUAUCUUGCAUGAUGUUGGAAAACCACAGGAUAUAUCCAAUGAUGACUUCUCUUCUACAAAACGAAAGAAAUUACAAAAUUUUGACUUUGAAAUAGUCAAUGCAAAAAGAGAGCGCAAUUACACAAGUUACCAAAAACUAAACGAAGAUAUUUAUCAGAGUAUAACAUCCUCCAUAGGGCAUGGCCAGUUUUCUGCCAAUGAGGAUGAAGAGACCGCCCAAAUUUCUGUGUCGAUCAUAAACAAAGAAAGAAAAUCUCCAACAACAGACAAAACAUUUUCACACACAGAGUCUCUGAAAAACAGUUUUGGCCUCACAGCAACACAUUUUCAGUCUUCUGACACCGAGCUUCAACAGCUUAAGACAAACCUGCUGAGCUGUGACGAGGAGUUAAUGCAACGCUGGGAAAGACGUAUGAAGUCUGAUUCACUAAGAAUGGAAAUGACUUUUCCAAGUGAUAUUUCAAAACGUGAAAGCAUCCACAAACGCCAGGAUUUGGAACCAGGAGAAGUUCAGUCUGAUUCAGAUGAUGAUGGAGACAACAAACACAUCUGUCCAAAGUCCAAUAGCUCCUUGUCUUAUAUCCUCAGGGAACACGAUGAGAGGAUGACAGACCUGAAGCUCUCCAGCUCCUUGGAGAAGAACAAGUUUUAUUCUUUUGCUCUUGAUAAAACAAUAACCCCAGACACAAAAGCACUUCUUGAAAGAGCCAAAACAUUAUAUUCCUCCAGGGAAGAUAAUUGGUCCUUUCUUCCUUCACGCUUUCCAGCUUCCCACAGCUGUUCAGAUAAAGACAAGGUAGAGCUAGCACCACGACCCAUUCCUUCUUGGUACAAGAUGAAAAAGAAAAAGAUUCGCACAGAGUCCGGAGAAAAAGUGCAUGAUAAAAAAGAAGAAUUAAAACCACAAGACCAAGAGCGUCAGGACCUGUUUGCCUCCCGCUUCCUGCACAGCUCGAUCUUUGAACAGGAUUCUAAACGUUUACAGCGUCUUGAACGUAAAGAUCAAGAUUUAGAAACUGGAGUUAUUAGACCUUCUACUAAGCCAGGUGUUACUGAGGCAAAGUCAGAGCCUGGACCUGGUGACCCUCUACAAGAGCCCAUAGUGCUUUUCCAUAGUCGAUUCUUGGAGCUUCAGCAACAGAAGGACAAGGACCAUUACCCACUGGAUACAGAGAACGAGUCCACUGUGGUGGGGAUUAAAAGAGAAGAAGUGCGGAAUUGUGAUAAUGUGCUCUCUGAUAAGAAAACUGAGCCAUUGAUAAAAGCUGAUGACAAAUCAGCUAGCCCUGAGUUAACUUUGCCAGUUUCACCUUUUGUUACCAUUGCACAAGAAAGACCUGCACAAGAAAAGAAAGAGCUUUCAACGCCAUCAUCAGAUCCACCUGUGGCAGUCGUUAAAGAAGAAAAAUCUGAGCCAGUUCUUGAGGUACCCCCUUCUCACUCUCUCCCCUUGGAAGACAUCAAACACAUUGCUCCGAAGAUAAACAUAACCCCUCCGCUCAUCCUUGCAGAGCCAGAAAUUGAAAUGGAAACAAAAUUAGAGCUAAUUGAACCCAAAGUGAAAAUUGGAGAUAGUUUGGCAGUUGAACAUAAACCUCUUGUGGAGGAUAAGCCUCCCACUCCUGGUGGUUCCCUAAGUGGUUUUGCAAAGGAGACUUCCGCAUCUAGUUAUGCUCACUAUCCAAAGAUUGAUGACAAAUCUGAAAUCAUAAAGAUGGAGCCUAAAGAAGAAUGUCAGGAAACAAAACAGUCGGAGGAAUCUCAGAAAACUGAGACAGAUGUUGAGGCCUGUAUGCCAGAGUUAGAGGCUGAAAUAAAACCAUUUCCCAAUCGAAGACAACCGAAGAAUAAAAGGGCCAAGCCAAUGGCUGUAUCACGCACUUCACAACCUUCUCAGAUUGUUGCCACAGAGAAACCAGCAACACGAAAGAGUGAACGAAUUGACAGAGAAAAACUCAAAAGGGCGUCAUCUCCUCGAGGAUCUGAGACUAAAUCCACAUCCAAGUCUCCAAGUCAUGCAUCAGAUACAGAGCAAAACCUUGAGUCAAGUUUGAUCCACGGGAGAACACGUCGCAGGAAUGUAAGGUCAGUUUAUGCCACGCUACAUGAAGAUGAACAAGCUAACAAAGAGGUGGUUGAGUCACCUCGAUCCAUGCGCAAACGUGGUGCUGACAAAGACCCAGUUCAGCAAGAUGUUCAGAUUCCAUCUACCAUCGCAAGGCGAGGACGUCCACCUAAAAGAGGUGUCAAACGUGGUGAGGAUCUAUCACCAGUUAAGACUGAUCUGCUGAAAAUGACAGAUGAUGAGACAGAGGUCAAAGAAUCAGCAACCCUGGCUGAGGCUGGGAAAGCCACUGAGGGAUGGCGUUCACCCCGUACCCAGAAAGUGCAACAAACUCAACUCACUUCACCUGCUCCGGCUAACAAGAAAGGCAGUAAAAUAGACAAACAGUCCGGCAGCCCUGUUUUUCUAGCUGAACAAGCUGAUGUUGAAAGUCACAGUGAGCCAGAACUUGCACCUAAAACUGAUUCUGUUCUGUUGGGGAAGCCGCAAAGACAGGAAAAAGACUUGAAAGAGAGUGGUGGAAAUAAACCUGGUGAUGGGGAUAUUGAAACAUCAGAUACAAGCUCUUCUGAGAGAAGACCACAGCCUGAAAAGAGUGCUAAAGUGAAAACCUCAAGGCCAAAAAGAAACACUAAGCAGGUCACUGGAGAUAAAUCACACAGCUUGAAAAAUCUUGAGAUCCGUGUGAGCGUUGAUGAUGUAAAAGGUUUACUUCGUUCAGAGGAAGAUGAGCCUGAGUCGUUUGAAGCCCAGACUAUUAAGAAGUCCAAAUCAGACACACAGGAGAAUGAGGAAACAAAGAUAGUCAGCUUUCCAAAAGAACCAAAAGAACCUGCCAACCAGGAAAAUGAAGAUACCCUAUCAGACACUGAACCUCCUGCUGACCCAGCCGCUGCACUCUUAGCACGACAGAUGGAGCUAGAGCAGGCAGUUGAAAACAUUGCAAAGCUUACAGUUGAGCAUCCUCCUCGACCUUACAAAGAACCUGUUUCAGAGCAAUCUACCGUACUGCCUCCAGUCAUAGUAGAGCCAGAGUGUGAGGUGGAGGAGGAGAAGCCAGCAAACCCUGCAAGUGAAACUGAACUUAUGGCUGCUAUUGAUUCCAUUACAGCUGAAGAGAGUGCAGAAGCAGAUAGUUUCACAGCUCCUCCUACUUACACAGCUCUCAUACCUACCCCUGAACCCCUGGUAUCCCCCUCAUCCAAUGAGAUUAUGGAAAAUGAAACACACAUGGUUAUCAACAAUGUUCCUGCUGCAGAUUCUGAUGAGGGCCCUUUCACAUCCAGUCCAAGGGGGCAACUAGCAGAGUCUAAGGAAACCGAGGAUACUCCUCUACUUGAAACACCCAAGAAAGCUGGCAAAGUUCGAGCAAAAACCCCAAAGAAGUCCAGAAGUCGUAAAGGUGCUGCUAACAAGAAGGGGGAUACCACCGAGGACAUUUCACAACCGGGCCCCUCCCCAAACAAGUUACCAGAGUCGAUCCCAGAGGACCCAGAAACCAUUAAUUCCAAAACUGUUACUUUUACAGCAGCAGCUUCCGUGGUCACUGCUGUUGCAACUUGUAGGCGUGACGUUACAAGUUCAAUAACUGUGGACACACCCAAAGAAGCAGAACAGCCUGAGGUUGAACAGCCUGUACCCAAAGAAUCUGCUUUUCAUACGGGCACAAGUAACAUCUCCAGCUCUAAAAAGGACCCUCAAGCAGCAGAGCCAUCUACCCCUACACUUGCCCCAACUCCUGACCGCCCACAACCUCUACCCCAGUUUAGUGUACCCCUUAUUCGGCCCUCCAAAAUGUCUCUUUCACCAGAUUGGCUGCCUAAAACUGAAGAAAGUAGAAUCUAUGUUGCCCCGUCAUGCCACGUAACUGUAGUUACCCCUUCUACACCAGCUUCGACUGUGCUUGCAACCCCUUCAACAAAUCCCCCGAUGCCUCCUGAUACCAAGGCUUCGGAUAUUGAUCCAAGUUCCAGUACCUUAAGAAAAAUCCUCAUGGAACCUAAAUAUGUGUCGGCAUCAAACAGCAAUUCUAUAGCUUCCACUGUAGUAACAUCUGUACUCUCAGAUCAUUCACGGAUGUCAGAGAAUGAAAACCCCUCCAAUAAAAUGGUAUCAAGACAGUUACAUCCUGGAGAGAGACUACCUUUACCCCCCCAGCCCAUACACCACAAACCCUAUCCACUGACAGAGUCCCAGCAGAACUGUAGUGAAAAACCCCAGCAUACAGUCAUUUCACCUGCUACCUCAGUUAUAAGUCGGAUUCCAUUGCCUUAUGAUACUGAGGAAACUCCACGAAUAUCCCUCAGCAACCGAAGCAUUGGCACACCUCUACCCAAGCAAAAAUUUAGAUCAAACUCCAAUGAGAACAAUCGCUACCAUGCCAUCGAUAUAGUCGAAGAUGGGACUAGAGGGCGCUCCAUUGUUGAGACUACUCCGUACAGUGCAGGCUCCAGUCCUGGUCUUAGGGUCAAUACAUCAGAGGGUGUUGUUGUUCUUAGUUAUUCUGGUCAGAAAACAGAAGGACCUCACAGGAUGAGAGCCAAAAUCAGUCAAAUUCCACAAGCCAGUGCUGGCGAUAUAGAGUUCCAGCAGUCUGUGUCCAAAUCUUCAAUAAAGCAAGACCCAGUUAUCCCAUCAUCCCAGUCAGCUACCCCAAAAGUAGCCCCGAGUGGUCCACCUUAUGGGCACACAGGAGUUCUCUUGACGGGCCAGUCUUUUAACUCUCAACCUGUGAUUUCAAGCACCAAGCAUGAGAGCCUUGGGAGCGACAAAUCUGAUGCUCCAUAUCACACAACAUCACCAGGCGGCGUGGUCAAGAUGUUCCAACAGCCAGUUAGUUCUUCUCAAGUCUUGAUGUACAACCAAGCUGUGAUACAGCAUCAACAUAGCAAAAGAGGGCUGGGGGUAGAACCUCUACCCAAAAAAAUGGACACUGGCAAAGCUGUUCAGCAGUCUAACCUCAGCCCAGUCAUGAGUCCACACCACCCAUCAUUAUCUGGAACCCGCAUGAGCCCCAGCCCUGGAUCUCAAACUGAUCGGACAGCUCUGCACCUAAAGCAAGAACCCCAGUCCCCACGAACAGCUGUUCAAUCCCCUCUACCCUUUGUCAAAGCCUGUCCUCCAAGCAGUUCUCCAAGGGGGACUUCUGUGGUUCUGGGUCACAGCAUGUCUACAUAUCAUACUAAUAUCCACCACCCGCACUCAGAGCAGUCCUCUGUGAUAAUGCAGCCUCACAGUGUCACGCAGUCAAUGGCUCACGAGGCCAGGAUGAACACCCCACCAAUGUCUGGGAUAAACUAUGGAAGGAGGGGGGAUCCUCUGUCUUCUCCACACACAGGGCCUUCCCAGCGCUCCACUACACCCCAGCCUAAUGUUAUCCGAGACCUGGUACUGCAGUCUCAUUCUAGUCCCAAGGGGUCAAUAUCAGUCGUUAGUGGAAGCAGUGUAAAGGAAGAAGAUCCCAGACACUUUAACCAAGCCCUUAGCAGACCAUCAGUGCCCCAGCUCCAAUCAGAAGUAAUGAUGAUUCACAGCGAACAUCGCGGACUCCACCCAAGCAUACGCAUGGACCAGUACAGAGACAUGCACCAGCGCAUGCUAAUGCACCAGCAACUGGGAGAACAGGUCACUGUGGAAGCAAGGCAGUCUCGCACCUCAGAGACUACAGCAACUAUGUCAAGCAACAUCUCCGGGCCAACAAAGAGUGCUUUAGUGGGAAAGAGCAUUGAUCUCUCCACGAAGGAAUCUCACAAAUCACUCGAAGGGAAGCUGAUACAUCCACCCAUAAAUGAAAGUAGAAUCAGGGGAGUCCAUGCAUCAAGUCCUGUCAUGGUGUCUCCACAUUCUCAUGGGGUUCAGCUGAUGCAUCCACCAAGUGUUAGCUCCUUUCCAGUGUACCGGGACAUGCGAGGCUUCCCAUCCCAGUUUCCAGGACAGUCCUCAUCAGGACACAACCUGGCUAGCCAAGGCAUUACCUCCUCACAGGUCCCUCCAGAGCCUGUGCUGGGUCACAGGGAGAAAAUGUCCCAGUCACAUGGGGGAGGAAGUGAUUCCAAGCCUGAGAGUACCCAUCUUCGCCAUGCUACCUCUACGGAUCUGACACACAUUUCUCGAAUACAAGGGGAUGCACUGUCACCCUCGUACCAGUCUCCUAUGACGUCCCCCAUGUGUCUUACUCACAAGCCAGAUCUAUCUCUGCAGAAAGGCCCUCCAACCUUCCUGCCAACACCUCCGCCAGCAGUCCCUUCAACAGGUUCACUGCUGUCACAACGCAAUGCUAAGCUAGAACAUUCAGGCCAUCGCUCUGUUGACAUGGUGCAACUUAUGACGAAAUAUCCUAUCGUGUGGCAAGGCCUGUUGGCACUGAAGAACGACCAGGCUGCUGUCCAGUUGCACUUUGUUUCUGGCAACACCAUUCUGGCCCAGCGCUCCCUGCCUCCCCCAGAGGGAGGUCCACUUCUUCGUAUUGUCCAGAGGAUGAGGCUCGAGGGUUCACAGUUGGACAGCGUGGCUCGCAGAAUGAUGGUGGAGAAUGAUUACUGUUUGCUACUGGCUCUACCCUGUGGUCGGGACCAAGAAGACGUCCUUGGUCAAACCCAAGCCUUGAACACCGGCUUCAUCACCUACCUGCAAGCCAAACAGGCAGCUGGCAUCAUUAAUGUGCCCAACCCUGGCUCUAACCAGCCAGCUUAUGUGGUGCAGAUUUUCCCUCCGUGUGAAUUCUCUGAAUGCCACCUCUCUCGCCUGGCCCCGGACCUUCUCAACAGCAUCUCCAGCAUCUCCCCUCACCUCAUGAUUGUCAUUGCCUCUGUUUGAUUACCUCCAUUGUUUUCCUAAACAAAGCCAACACCAGCCGUUUUGGACUCGUCCAGUUUUUUUUUAACUGGAAUUGCCUCAUAUUUUUAUGAGUUUGACUUUUUGUAAAAAUCUAAUUUAGCACGUGCUCACCUUUUUCUCCUUCACUUCACCGAGUCCUUAAGUCAAUGACAAUGAUUUUCAAAAACUAAACUUUUACGGAGAGGACCUGAAGGGGCAAACGGGAUUUUUGAUGACCAUUUCUGAUUUUUUCAUUUCAUUCUUGCCAUUUUUGGAGGUGUUGUGCAUAGCCUUUUCUAAUUCAUAGCAUCCAUACAGCUAUGGAUUGACCCUUCCUAUGGGAUAUUUUUUACCUUCAUAAAAGUGAUUGUGAAUUUCUUUUUUAAAAAGACAAACGAUGUGAGAAGUCAUUGCACUAUGUUAAGACAAAAAUUGUGAACUCUGUACAGAUUUGAGUAUAAAAUUACACGUUAUGGAAUGACUCUUGUGAUCAGCCAUGCUUGAGCAAGUUAAAAGAAAACCAUUGCCUGGAAAAUGAUGAAGAAUCAUUUCAGCCUGAUCAAUCAUCCUGCUUUUGCUCCUUUGCCAUCAGCCAACUUCUACGUCAUUUCCAGACCCAACUCUCCACCCCGAGGUGUUCCCUGCCCCAGGAACUCCAGAGGGGACAUUUAGAGUUGUACAGUUUACACUUAAUGCCUCAAAAGGGGACUGUAAAAAGGAUAUUUAAUUUGUUUAUUUUUGUUUGCAUCUUCUUUAAGCCUAAGGGUAUUGUGGGCAGUUGUGAAACUGUAAAUAUUAUAAAUAUUUAAAGACUGAAGCAAUGUGGAGAGACCAAGUGAGUUAUUUUACAAGAUGGAUCAUCAAAUCUCAAUGUUCUGUCUUUUUUGGGGGCAGAUGGGGUGGUGGUGGAAAGGACCUGUAACAGAUUAAGUUAUAACAUUCAAGGGAAAAAAAGUUUUUGUUGUUAUUGAUUCUGUGCCAAAACAUCUUUUGCAAAAUCUGAACACACGCAAUGUAUCUGAAACUGAGAUUGAUCAGAACCUAUUUUCAUAUGUGACUUUGUAUUUUGAGGGCAGACUUGAUUCCUUUCUUUUGGUAACGUACAUCAACCCAACUCUGUUACUACAGUGCUUUUUACAUUAUGUAACUGUAUCCUCAUUUUGAAGGAACCAUUGUAUUGUGGGGGUUGCAUUUCUGUUUGUAUUCCUGUGUUUGUCUCCCUGAUGUGGUCCUCUACUGCCCCCUGCUGUCUGAAAAUCAUAUUCUAACCAUAUGAAGACUUGCAUACUGAGGUGAUUUAAGUCUUGACUUCAUGACGGAUGUGUUAGAGCAUGCUUUAUUUUCAAAUCUUAAAGGGUAAAGUCAAAUCAUAGAGGCAAAGAAUGUGACUUGAACUUGAUAUCAUGCCGCUAAUGGAUGUGUUGAUCAUGUGUCUCCAUCCCUUCCCUUAAAUGUCUUUUUGAGCCAAGCUGUACAUACUAAUGUCCUUAAUCUGUGCUCUUGUGUACUUCUCCCCUUGUUAUUGUCUUUCUUCAGGGUCCUUGUUUUUGUUUUGUGCAACAAAACAAAGCAGUCUGAGAGAGACAGGAGGUGAUGUGUGUGAAACCGAUGCUGAAAGUAAAACCAUGCUUGUCAGUUUUGUGAUGUAAAUAUUUCUAUGACUGCAAGCUGAAUACUCUCAUGGUUAUGUUGAAGGCACUUAUAAUUUUUUAUAAACAAACGAAAAGAAAAUACUUAAAAAAAAUACUUAAAACAGUGAUAAUGAAAACUGUCUUUUGAUCAAUCUUCAUUUUAAGUGUAUUUUGCUGUUCCUCCAUGAGGACAUUUUAAACUGUAAAAUAAAUGGUUGUUUAACUUACUUCUGAAGAUCAUUAAAUGGUCCAUCACUCUUGA
Messenger RNA from Notolabrus celidotus (New Zealand spotty), 12840 nucleotides. It is a transcript of the gene spen, whose product is annotated as spen family transcriptional repressor. The coding region runs from base 361 to 10947 and encodes 3528 amino acids. The transcript has 15 exons. Gene Ontology annotation, cellular component: nucleus. Gene Ontology annotation, molecular function: mRNA binding. The record is from RefSeq and is a predicted model, not a curated record. NCBI's taxonomy places the organism in Eukaryota, Metazoa, Chordata, Actinopteri, Labriformes, Labridae. Gene Ontology annotation, biological process: regulation of alternative mRNA splicing, via spliceosome.